Molecule: messenger RNA, 4535 nt
Organism: Onychostoma macrolepis
Lineage: Eukaryota; Metazoa; Chordata; Actinopteri; Cypriniformes; Cyprinidae
Product: NACHT, LRR and PYD domains-containing protein 3-like
Exons: 9
Coding region: 164-2815 (883 amino acids)
Molecular function (GO): protein binding
Source: RefSeq, a predicted model, not a curated record
AGCAAAUGUUCAGAGUUGAUGUUUCUCCAUUUAAACAGCCAGAAUCGACUCUAUACAGAAUAUCAGUGUUUCAUAGGAACCUUUAUCAAAGCUAAGCCAUGAUUUACGUGUAGCUGCUUCAUAGAAAUAAGAGUCAGUGCUGGAGAUCAGAUUCUGUUUCAUCAUGGAUCACACACAAACAUCCACAGAUGAAGAGUUUUCUCCAGGAUGCAGUCCAGUUCAGCAGAAGAGAUCAGAAGCAGAGUCCAGCUGUGUGUCUCUGAGGAGUGAAGCGUCUAUGGAUCCUCCAAUACUGUUUAAGACUCGAGAUACAAAGAUUGAUCUUAGUUCAGUUCAUCAGAAGAGAUCAGAAGCAGAGUCCAGCUGUGUGUCUAUGAGGAGUGACGAGUCUAUGAUUCCUCCAAUAGAGUUUAAGAGUAGAGAUACAAAGACAUAUCUCAGGCAUGAAGUCCUCAACAGGUUUAGAUCAAAUCUGAUGAAGAAGUUUGGUCGUCUGUAUGAGGGAACAGCGACGCAGGGAAACCCAACACUCCUGAAUGAGAUCUACACAGAGCUCUACAUCACAGAGAGUGAGAGUGGAGAGAUCAGUAAUGAGCAUGAGGUGAGACAGAUUGAGACACAAUCCAGGAGAGCAGCAACAGAGGACACAGCCAUCAAAUGCAAUGACAUCUUUAGACCUUUACCUGGACAAGACAAAGCCAUCAGAACUGUGCUGACAAAGGGAGUCGCUGGCAUUGGAAAAACAGUCUCUGUGCAGAAGUUGAUCCUGGACUGGGCUGAAGGGAAAGAGAAUCAGGACGUCCAGCUCAUAUUUCCACUGCCUUUCAGAGAAAUCAACCUGAUGAAGGACAAAACACUCAGUCUUUCAGAUCUUCUUCAUGUGUUUUUCCCUGAAACUAAAGAAAUGGAAAUAUCCAGUGAUGAAUAUAAAGUGUUGUUCAUCUUUGAUGGUCUGGAUGAGUGUCGUCUGUCUCUGGAUUUUCAGAGCGCUGUGAGGUUAUGUAAUAUAAGUGAAUCAGCCUCAGUGGACGUGCUGCUGAUGAACCUGAUUGUGGGGAAUCUGCUUCCCUCUGCUCUCAUCUGGAUCACCUCCAGACCAGCAGCAGCUGAUCUCGUCCCCUUUGAGUGUGUCCAUCGAUUGACAGAGGUACGAGGCUUCAAUGAGCCACAGAAGCAGGAAUACUUCAGGAAGAGAAUAAAAAAAAAGAGACUGGCUAAAAAAAUAAUCUCACACCUGAAGUCAUCAAGGAGCCUCUACAUCAUGUGCCACAUCCCAGUGUUCUGCUGGAUCUCAGCCGCUGUUCUGGAGAAGAUGUUGAGUCCAGCAGAGAGUGGAGAGAUUCCCAAGACUCUCACUCAAAUGUACACACACUUCCUGAUCCUUCAGACCAACAUCAAACAUGAGAAGGACUAUGAGAAGAAGGUGACAGAUGAAGACAUGAUCCUCAAACUGGGGAAAGUGGCUUUUGAGCAGCUUGUGAAAGGCAACCUGAUCUUCUAUGAGGAAGACCUGAGAGAGUGUGGCAUUGAUGUGACAGAAGCAUCAGUGUACUCAGGAUUGUGCACUCAGAUCUUCAGAGAGGAGUUGGGCUUGUAUCAGGGGAAAGUCUUCUGCUUUGUUCAUCUGAGCAUACAGGAACAUCUAGCAGCUCUAUAUGUGCACCUCUCCUGUACAAACAACAACAUAAAUGUGUUUGAGCCAAUCACCAAACAGAGUUUACAGUCUAAAGUGAAGACCCGGUUUCAACAUGUUUCAUUAUCUGAGCUGCAUCAGAGAGCUGUGGAUGAGGCUCUUCAGAGUAAAAAUGGGCAUCUGGAUCUUUUCUUGCGGUUCCUUCUGGGUUUGUCAGUGGAGUCUCAUCAGAUUCUCCUACAACAAAUAAUGACACUGAAAAGAAGCAGAUCUGACAGAAAUAAGAAAACCGUUGAGUACAUCAAGAAGAAGAUCAGGACCAUUGACUCUCCAGAGAAAUCCAUCAAUCUGUUCCACUGUCUGAAUGAACUGGGUGAUCGUUCACUAGUGGAGGAAAUACAACAGUAUCUGAAAUCUGGAAGAAUAAAGGAAACCAAACUCUCUUCAUCUGAGUGGUCAGCUUUAGUUUUUGUGUUGUUGACAUCAGACGAGGAACUGAAUGAGUUUUGUCUUGAUAAAUUUGUUAAAGGUAAGAAUAAGGCUGAAAAUAUGGAAGUUCUUCAGAAGCUGCUGCCUGUGAUUAAAGAAUCCAGAUCAGUUCAGUUGAGUGAUUGUGGCGUCACAGAUGAAGGUUGUGCUGCUCUGGCUUCAGCUCUGAGAUCAAACCCCUCACACCUGAGACAACUGGAUCUGUCUAAGAAUAAAAUAGGAAAAUCAGUGAAGCUGCUCUCUGAUGUACUACAGGAUCCUCGCUGUAAACUGGAGAAACUGUGGUUGUGUUAUUGUGGCGUCACAAAUGACGGUUGUGCUGCUCUGGCUUCAGCUCUGAGAUCAACCCCCUCAAACCUGAGACAACUGAGUCUGUCUGGGAAUAAAAUAGGAGAUUUGGGUGUGAAGCUUCUCUGUGCUGGACUGGAGGAUCCUCACUGUAAACUGGAGAAACUGUGGUUGAAUGAUUGUGGCGUCACAGAUGAAGGUUGUGCUGUUCUGGCUUCAGCUCUGAGAUCAAACCCCUCACACCUGAGAGAUCUGGAUCUGACUAGGAAUAAACCAGGAGAAUCAGGAGUGAAGUCACUCACUGAUCUGAAAGAUGAUCCACAUUAUAAACUGGAGAGAUUGUACUAUUACUUUCAGUAUUCAGACAUCAGUCCAGUUUCCUCAGGAUCAGCUGAUGGUGAAUAAGGAGCCGCUACAGAGAUGUCACAGUCACACAAUCAACAGAGACUGAAGACACAGAGACACACAGCAUCACAGAAAGUUAAAACACAGGGCUUAUAGGCAGAGCUAGCAAUGGCAGGUGUGAAAAUUCAUUACAAUAUUUUUUAAUUUAAACUGGAACCAAUUGCAAUUUUUUUGGUUUGCUCAUUUGCAUUGAUGUUAUGCCUUGAGACACUAACAUGUGUGUAAUGGAUCAAGCAGCGCCAGAAUCUGGAGCAGGAUCUAAUUGAUGAUAGCUGCGUUGUAACUGAUGCUUGUGUGUCAGCUUGUGAUUUUAAACAUGUCCAAAAGAAGAAGUUUGAGCUGUAAGGGUGAAUAUUUGAGGAGAAAUGGAACGAAAGGUAUGUUCUUUGAGGUCAACUCAGACUGGUAUGUUUAAUCAUGACCCAUGGUUGUGAGAAAAGUUUGCAAUAUAAACGGCACUAUGAGACACACUGGUCACUUCUGACAAAAAAAAAAAAAAAGAGGUAGGAGUGUGUGAUGUUUAUCAUCUACUAUAAUAUAGUAAUUGUUUUAAUGAUGUGCGAAGUUACAAUAUAUAAUUCUGCAAAAAAAUAAAAACAUGUCUUGAGGGUCUUUCACUGCAGGACGUCUUACUGUGAUGUAAAAUAAUUCAAACUGGUUUUCCCUCAAAAUGUCAUCACCAAACAUUUCCAAAUAUGUUCAAAAGAAUAAAAAACGACAAAAUACGAUGAAACGACAAAAAUUAUCAAAUAUUUCCAAAUCGUCCUCACACUGAUUGGAUCCUACUGCGACGAGGACGAGUCCCCAUUUGUUACGCCCCGUGGCUCAAAAGAGACGGAACAAAAACAGCGACAUACAAGAAAGAAAGAAGUAGAAUACAAUCUUUAUUAAAAAAAAGAAAGAACAACACAGAAUGUAUCUGUCACGAAUCUGGUCUGCACUCCCGUUCAUUCACCACCAGAGGUCACUCGCUCAUCAUAUUGACUUUCACACCACACAUCACAUGGACUGCAUUUCCCAUCAGCCAUCUCACCAAGCACACGCACACAGCUGUCAAUAAUCACUCAUUGCACUAAUCACACGCACACCUGAUCACACAGCAUCACUGAUCACACACACUAUUUCAACCCUGGACAUUCUCUCCCUCGUUGCCGAGUAUUGUAUGCUUCAUCGCUGCCCUAUGGAGCCCCGUUAGUUUUCCUUGCCUUGCCUUGCCUUGCCUAGCCUAGCCUUGCCUUUGUUGGAUUGUGUUUUCCCCUGCCUGGACUAUCGCUGACGUUUCGGUUUACCCCUCCUGUCUCACCCCUUUGGAUAUUGUUCGCCGAUCGCCGUCUCACGCUUGCCUCUGUUUACUCUUUGUCUCGCCCACGUUAUACCUGUUUGCCCCUGUUUGACCCUGCCUGUUAUUACCAUGUCUUUUGCCAAUAAAAGUCUGCAAAUGGAUCAGCACACCUCUCGUCUCGUCAGCCCGGUAACAGUAACAGUCAGGAAUCAGUGAUGUAAAGUUAAAUGAAUGCAUGGAAGUGUAAUGUAGUGUAGCAGUGUUGGAUGUACAAAAGAAACAAGCUUAAAGGAAUCUAAACUAAAUCAAGUCCAGUAUGCAGCUCUCUCGUGGCCAUUCAUCUCGUUUCUUUUAAAAGGCCCAAAAGGAAGUCAACAACAGGCAUCAUCAGUGAAACUACCAGAGAACAAUCACUCGGGAGGAAAACCCCACAUAAGA